Pseudocercospora fijiensis CIRAD86 is the source of this 1608-nucleotide messenger RNA. RefSeq lists its product as uncharacterized. Bases 1 to 1608 code for a protein of 535 amino acids. The record is from RefSeq and is a predicted model, not a curated record. Lineage: Eukaryota; Fungi; Ascomycota; Dothideomycetes; Mycosphaerellales; Mycosphaerellaceae. The transcript has 4 exons.
AUGUCGAGCAGUAAGACACGCACGACUCAACUUCCCACAAUCGACCUGGGAUACGUCGUGCAACGAGCCACCGUGUUCAACGAAACAGGCCAAUACUACAACUUCUCCAACAUUCGCUAUGCCCAACCUCCAACGGGCGAUCUAAGAUUUCGCGCUCCCCAACCUCCAUUGAAGGACCGAUCUGUCAUUCGGACUGGCGAAAUUGGACGAAUAUGUCCUCAAGCUAGCCCUGCUUGGCUCCUGCUUGCCUCAGAAUUCAUUCCUCAAUACUUGCAGGGCAAGACAAAUUUCAGCCCUUCAGAUUUCAAUACGAGCAGUUCUGGGAGUGGUGCACUGCCAGCACAAGAUCCCAGAACAACAGAAGAUUGCUUGUUCCUCGAUGUUCACGUGCCCAAGAACAUAUUUGACAAGAGAAAUGAAAACAAGAACGAGGGUGCUCCUGUCUUGGUGUGGAUAUACGGAGGUGGAUACACUGGUGGAGAUAAAGGCAGUACUGGUAAUCCUGCUGGAUUGAUUGCGAGAAGCCAGGAUAAUGGCAACUCGGGCAUCAUUUAUGUUGCUUUGAACUACAGACUUGGCGCUUUCGGUUGGCUUUCAGGCCCUACGUUUCAACAAAAUGGCACCGCAAAUGCCGCUUUUUACGACCAGAGGCUGGCCAUCGAGUGGGUCAAGCAGAACAUCAAAAAGUUUGGAGGCGACCCGAACAGAAUCACAUUGAUCGGAGAGUCUGCAGGUGGUGGCUCUAUCAUGCAUCAGAUCACAGCAUUCGGAGGCCAGAAGCCAAUUGCUUUCCAGCAAGCAAUCCUACAAAGUCCAGGCUUCCAACCAUACGUCAGCACUGUUGAGCAAGAAAAAGUCUACAACGCCUAUCUGAAACUUCUGAACGUGUCCACGAUCGAGGAAGCUCGGAAACUUCCAUACGAGACCCUCCAGACCGCAAACAUCAUCCAAGUCGGCACAUCAUCAUACGGACAAUUCACCUACGGUCCCGUUGUCGACGGCAUCUUCACCCCACAGCUCCCAGGCCAGCUCCUGGCCAAAGGCCAGUUCGCCAAAGACGUAAACGUCAUGGUCGGCCACAACGCCGACGAAGGCCUCCUCUUCACAUCACCCUACAGUCAAAACGACACCACCUAUUACGCCCAGCUGCAAAUCUUCCUUCCAACCCUCCCCAGCUUCCCCCAAAUCGCAAAGUACCUGGGAAACGUCCUCUACCCAAGCUCCAACUACCCCGACCAAAUCGCUCGCAUCUCAAACGCGCUUUCGGAAGCUGUUUUCACUUGUAACACCUUUUUCCUCGACAAGGCUUACCAAAACCGCACCCACUCCUAUCAAUUCGCUGUUCCACCCGCUCUGCAUGGAAAUGACAUCGCUUACACGUUCUAUAAUGGUGAAAGCCUCACUUCGCCCGACACUGCGAUUGUUUUGCAGGAGUAUAUCACAAAUUUUGCGAUGACUGGCGACCCGAAUGGACCUGGAGUCCCGAGUUUCCCGGUUUUUGGAAGGAAUGCGAGUAUGAAUGUGCUGAAUGUUACGGGAGUUACGCAGGUGGUUGAUGAUUCUGCGAAUUCGAGGUGUGAGUGGUGGCAGCAGGCGCUGUAUUAUUGA